This is a messenger RNA of Funneliformis geosporum, 1146 nucleotides long. Lineage: Eukaryota; Fungi; Glomeromycota; Glomeromycetes; Glomerales; Glomeraceae. The record is from the annotation of a GenBank genome assembly.
AUGUCCAAGAUAAUUAAUUUAGAUUUUUUUACGGAAGGUAAAAUUAACGAUCUUAGAAAGAACAAGUAUAAAUCCGAAAUAGAUUAUGCUAUAAGUUUGUUAAAAAAAGAAGUCGAUACAAUUGACGUAGAAACAUUUGUUAGAACGAACAUUGAAAAGUUAGGCAAGAAUCGCAAUGGCAAAAUCAAAAGACCUUCCAAUUCAAACAUCUUAUAUACGAACACACUUAAUAAUCAUUUAGGGGAAGUCGUUAAAAAAAUAUGUGAUGAUUUUAACGUGAAUAUGAGCAAGAAAAUGCCCCUCAUGAAGAAAUUCAGUAAUCCAAUCUGGAAAGAAUUAAAAGAGAAAGAUCAGAAAUAUACCGAAUUUUUUGAAAAUUUGGCUUUAAAAAUUAAAACAGCACACACCGAAAAACAUCCGGAUUAUGUUUAUACUCCGAAUCGUAAUAAACAUAAACAAGGUGCAUUGUUUAAACAAUUUCAUUAUGAGAAAACUAAAAGUAAAAGAAAGGUUAAAAAAGUCACAAAAGACAUUCCCAAAAUAUCGGGGAAUACCAGCAUUCAAAAUGAUCGUGUCAAUAACUCGCAACAAAUGGAAAAUUCGCGCCCGCUCAUCCCUCAAGAACCGAUUAAUAACUUGUCGAAUGUGGUGUAUAUACAAGAUCAAAGUUUUAGAAUGUCUCCAAUUGAUCAUUUUGAUAAUUCGCAACAAAUGAGUAGUGCUCAGGUAGCACAAGUAAUGUCUCAAGAAUCGAUUAUUAGUUUUUCAAAUGUGAAUUUGCAACCUCAAAGAUUUAAAGCGUCUCCAAUUGUUGGUAGUUCGCAACAAAUGGGGAGUGUUCAAGUUCAAGAAUCGAUUAAUAGCCUGUCAAAUUUGUCAAAUGCGCAAGCUCAAGACAACUUUAUUUCUCGAAAUGAUGGGAACGCGUACAUGAACUUACAGGAUUAUGGAUUGAUGAAUACAUCCGAUAAUUCUUGUCUCGAUGAACAAUUCCAAAACGUCGAAGAGCCGAAUCAAUUUCCGCAAUUUCAUGAAAAACGAAUUUUUGUGGAUCUACUUUGUCAACAAAAUCCUUUCGAAUAUCACGUGAGGCAAGAUAAUAUUAAUUCAAUCGGUAGUGAUUAUAUUCAAAACAGCCUCUAUUAA